Molecule: messenger RNA, 464 nt
Organism: Anoplopoma fimbria (sablefish)
Lineage: Eukaryota; Metazoa; Chordata; Actinopteri; Perciformes; Anoplopomatidae
Gene: tafa3a
Product: TAFA chemokine like family member 3a
Exons: 4
Coding region: 1-399 (132 amino acids)
Molecular function (GO): receptor ligand activity
Source: RefSeq, a predicted model, not a curated record
AUGCGGGAGAGGGACCUACAGAGCAUGUGCAGAAAGGCGCUGCUGCUGACCGUCUGUAUGGUGUCUCUGUGGGGACAACUGAGCAGUGCAUCGUCACACAGAAGCCACAUAGUUCAUGUGAAAGCGGGAACCUGUGAGGUAAUUGCCGCACACCGAUGCUGCAACAAGAACAAGAUCGAAGAGAGAUCCCAGACUGUCAAGUGCUCCUGCUUCCCUGGACAGGUGGCGGGAACAACAAGAGCGGCUCCAUCUUGUGUAGACGCAUCCAUAGUUGCACAGAAGUGGUGGUGCCAGAUGCAUCCCUGCAUGGAUGGGGAAGAGUGUAAAGUGCUGCCAGAUCUCAAAGGAUGGAGCUGCAGUACAGGAAACAAAGUUAAGACAACCAAGGUCACUCGAUAGUCCUCUGUUUCAAGGACAACCUUGUUUGGAACCGGACGUUUGUUUCUCUUACCAACACCGCGAGA